AUGGAUUCUGUACCAAGACUGAAUAGCGUUUUUACUUUGGUGCUUUCUGGCUUGUGGCAUUUUGGAUUAACAGCGACAAAUUACAACUGUGAUGACCCAUUGACCUCCUUCCUCUCACUGAGGGCUUUCUCCAGCUCCUCAGAUCUCACUGGAAGGUCCAGCCCAGCUCAACUCAACUGGAUAAUGGGAACUGGUGGUUGGUCCCCAGCAGAUUCUAAUGCCCAACAGUGGCUCCAAAUGGACCUGGGAAACAGAGUGGAGAUAACAGCUGUGGCUACCCAGGGAAGAUAUGGGAGCUCUGACUGGGUGACAAGCUAUCGCCUGAUGUUCAGUGACACAGGGCACAACUGGCAACAGUACACGCAGGAAGGCAGCAUCUGGACAUUUGUAGGAAACAUGAAUGCUAACAGUGUGGUGCACCACAAACUGCUGAACUCUGUGAGAGCCCGCUUUGUUCGCUUUGUGCCCCUGGAGUGGAAUCCAAAUGGAAAGAUUGGCAUGAGAGUAGAGGUCUAUGGAUGUUCCUACAGAUCAGAUGUAGCUGACUUUGAUGGCUGGAGCUCACUUCUCUACAGGUUCAAUCAGAAGACAAUGAGCACCCUCAAAGAUGUGAUCUCCCUGAAGUUCAAGAGCAUGCAAAGGGACGGCGUUCUGUUCCACGGGGAAGGACAACGUGGAGACCACAUCACCCUAGAGCUCCAGAAUGGCAGGCUAGCCCUAUACCUGAACCUGGAUGACAGCAAAGCCCAGGUCGGCAGCACUGCGCCUUUGGUCAUUCUGGGUAGCCUUCUGGAUGACGAGCACUGGCACUCAGUUCUCCUGGAGCGUGUGGGCAAGCAGGCAAACUUCACUGUGGACAAGAACACACAGCACUUCCAGACCAAGGGUGAGACUGAUGCCCUGGACAUUGACUAUGAGCUCAGUUUUGGAGGAAUUCCAGUACCAAGCAAACCUGGGACCUUUUUAAAGAAAAACUUCCGUGGCUGUAUAGAAAACCUUUACUACAAUGGAGUGAACAUAAUUGACUUGGCUAAAAGACGCAAGCAUCAGAUUUACUCAGGCAAUGUCACCUUUUCCUGCUCAGAACCACACAUUGUCCCCAUCACAUUUGUCAACUCCAGGAGCAGUUAUUUGCUGCUGCCUGGUACCCCCCAAAUUGAUGGACUGUCAGUGAGUUUCCAGUUUCGAACAUGGAAUGAGGAUGGUCUGCUUCUGUCCACAGAACUGUCUGAAGGCUCAGGAACCCUGCUGCUCAUCCUGGAGGGCGGGACUCUGAGGCUCCUGAUUAGGAAAGUGGCCAGGCAUGGAACUGAAAUCUUCACAGGCAGUGGCUUGAAUGAUGGCCUGUGGCAUUCUGUCAGCAUCAAUGCCAAGAGAAACCGUGUUACUCUCACACUGGAUGCUGCUGCUGCAUCCCUGCCUCCAGACACCUCCUGGCUACAGAUAUAUUCUGGAAAUAGUUACUACUUUGGAGGAUGCCCCGACAAUCUCACUGGUUCCCAAUGCUUAAACCCAAUUAAGGCUUUCCAAGGCUGCAUGAGGCUCAUCUUUAUUGAUAACCAGCCCAAGGACCUCAUUUCAGUUCAGCAAGGCUCCCUGGGGCGUUUUAGUGAUUUACACAUUGAUCUGUGUAGCAUCAAAGACAGGUGUUUGCCAAACUACUGUGAACAUGGAGGACAAUGUGUCCAAACCUGGACUAACUUCUACUGCAACUGCAGUGACACUGGUUACACAGGAGCCACCUGUCAUGACUCCAUUUAUGAACAUAUGUGUGAAGUUUUUCAAGAGAGGGGUGAAUCAUUUGGCUGGUUUUUUAUAGAAUCAAUGGGAAAAGAGUCCCUUGGUCCUGUGAAGGCUAGAUGCCCCAACACGGAGGACAAGAUCUGGAUGACCGUUCAGCACAACAACACAGAGCUGACUCGGGUACAGGGUUCCAACCCCGAGAAUCCCUACGCCAUGACUUUAAACUAUGGUGGGAGUCUAGAGCAACUGGAGGCUCUGAUUGAUGGCUCAGAGCACUGUGAACAGGAGGUGACAUACUACUGCAAGAGAUCCCGCCUGCUUAACACACCAGGUGGAGUCCCAUUCACCUGGUGGAUUGGGAGGUCCAAUGAAAAGCAUCCUUAUUGGGGAGGUUCUCUUCCUGGAGUCCAGCAGUGUGGAUGUGGGCUGGAGGAGAGCUGCCUGGACAUCCGACAUUUUUGCAAUUGUGAUGCUGACACAGAUGAAUGGACAAACGAUACUGGUUUUCUUUCUUUCAAAGAUCACUUGCCUGUAACUCAGAUAAUUAUUACUGAUACCAACAGAUCAAAAUCAGAAGCAGCUUGGAGAAUUGGACCCUUGCGUUGCUAUGGUGACCGACACUUCUGGAAUGCUGUCUCAUUUUCUACCGAAGCCUCUUUCCUCCACUUCCCUACCUUCCGUGUGGAAUUCAGCGCUGACAUUUUCUUCUUCUUUAAAACCACUGCUUUAUCAGGAGUUUUCCUAGAAAUCCUUGGCAUUAAAGACUUCCUCCGACUUGAAAUGAGCUCUCCUUCUGAGGUCAUACUUGCCAUUGAUGUUGGGAAUGGGCCCAUUGAGCUCCUCGUCCAGUCUCCUUAUCCUCUGAAUGACAACCAAUGGCAUUAUAUCCGGGCUGAGAGAAACCUCAAGGAGACCUCAUUGCAGGUGGACAACCUUCCACAGAGUGUGAGGGAGGCCUCAGAGGAAAGCCAUUUCCAAUUUCAGCUGAAUAGCCAGUUGUUUGUAGGAGGAAAAUCAUCAAGACAAAAAGGCUUUUUUGGAUGCAUCCGUUCCUUACACUUGAAUGGGCAGAAUAUAGACCUGGAAGAGAGAGCAAAGGUCACAUCAGGAGUGAGACCUGGCUGUCCAGGUCACUGUAGCAGUUAUGGAAGAAAUUGCCAAAAUGGGGGCAAGUGUGUGGAGAAGCAUAUUGGCUACUCAUGUGACUGUACCAACUCACCAUAUGAAGGACCUUUCUGCCAGAAAGAGAUUUCAGCUCUUUUUGAUUCUGGCACCUCUGUUACAUACAUGUUUCAAGAACCAUACUCAGUGACCAAGAACACAGACCUCUCAUCUUCUGCUAUCUACACAGAUACAGCUCCAUCCAAGGAAAUCAUCAUGCUGAGUUUCAUGACAGCACAAGCCCCCACCCUCUUGCUCUACCUCAAUUUCUCUUCUCAGAAUUUUCUGGCUAUUUUGCUCUCCCAGAAUGGAAGUCUACAGAUCCACUAUCAACUAAGCAAGGAAGAAAGUCAUGUGUUCACCAUCAACACGGAGAAUCUGGCCAAUAGAAGAGUGCACCAGGUGAAAAUGAGCCGUGAUGGGCCAGAACUUUCUAUUCAGAUGGACCAGCAACUCUUCAGCUAUCCUUUCUCAGUAGAAGCUGAGUUCCAGAGAGCAAGGUCACUCAUCCUAGGCAAGGUCACAGAGACUCUUGGUUUGGAUCCAGAAGUUGCUAGAGCAAAUACCUUGGGUUUUGUUGGAUGUCUUUCUUCAGUCCAAUACAAUCAUAUAACACCAUUGAAGGCAGCCCUUCGCCAUGCCAGCAUUUCACCUGUGACUGUCCAAAGGACUUUGACAGAAUCCAGCUGUGUCUCCAUGGUGGACUCUGAUGCAAAUGCAGUGACCACCGUGCAUUCUUCAACAGAUCCUUUUGGAAAGAGAGAUGAGCGUGAACCACUCACAAAUGAAGUCCAAAGUGACUCGGCAGUCAUUGGAGGCAUCAUAGCAGUGGUGACAUUCAUCAGUUUUUGUGUCAUUGGAAUCAUGACCCACUUUUUUUAUCAGCACAAGUGGUCACACUAUGACAGUCAAAUGAAGGAGAAGGAAUACCCAGGGAACUUGGACAGUUCCUCUAGAAAUGACAUUGACUUGCAAAACACAACCAGCGAGUGCAAACGGGAAUACUUCAUAUGA
Molecule: messenger RNA, 3918 nt
Organism: Mus pahari (shrew mouse)
Lineage: Eukaryota; Metazoa; Chordata; Mammalia; Rodentia; Muridae
Product: contactin-associated protein like 5-3
Exons: 29
Coding region: 1-3918 (1305 amino acids)
Biological process (GO): proteolysis
Molecular function (GO): calcium ion binding; aspartic-type endopeptidase activity
Source: RefSeq, a predicted model, not a curated record